This is a messenger RNA of Eremomyces bilateralis CBS 781.70, 1212 nucleotides long. RefSeq lists its product as uncharacterized. NCBI's taxonomy places the organism in Eukaryota, Fungi, Ascomycota, Dothideomycetes, Eremomycetales, Eremomycetaceae. Gene Ontology annotation, biological process: fungal-type cell wall organization. The coding region runs from base 41 to 1015 and encodes 324 amino acids. The record is from RefSeq and is a predicted model, not a curated record. Gene Ontology annotation, cellular component: fungal-type cell wall. The transcript is spliced from 3 exons. Gene Ontology annotation, molecular function: structural constituent of cell wall.
CAUUGCCCUUACGGCGUCGAUGCAGCAGACCGGAAACGCAAUGCCAACUGCUCCCCAAGGCGUAACCGAACUCAGAGCACCCGACAUACCUCCGCCCCCAGGAUGCAUACCCAACUACCCCGGCACGUUCGGCAUGCUCGUGACGGAUGUCAAUACGGCCGGUCCACGGGGAAGGUUGAAACGAGAUGGAGAACUGGUGUCGCAGAUCGACGACGGCCAGCCGCAAACGCCUUCGGGUGGAGGUGGAGCCGUUUCGCAGAUACCUGAUGGGCAGCCCCAGGCUCCUGGUGGAGGCGUCGUUUCUCAGAUAGCCGAUGGACAAAUCCAGGCUCCAGGUGAAAAACUCGUCGGCCAGAUUGACGACGGUCAGAUCCAAGCUCCAGGUGGAGGACUAGCCGGCCAGAUUGGCGACGGCCAAAUCCAAGCUCCAGGCGGAGGAAUCGCUAGUCAGAUAGCCGAUGGACAAAUCCAGGCUCCAGGUGAAAAACUCGUCGGCCAGAUUGACGACGGUCAGAUCCAAGCUCCAGGUGGAGGACUAGCCGGCCAGAUUGGCGACGGCCAAAUCCAAGCCCCAGGUGGAGGAGCAGUCAGUCAGAUUGGCGACGGUCAAGUCCAGGCUGCAGGUGGAGGACUAGUCGGUCAGAUUGGCGACGGCCAAAUCCAAGCUCCUCGUUCUCCGAACCUACUCUCCCGUCGCCAACUGACACCACGGCCUCAAUUCCGAGCUGGCGCUUCCGCCGACUCAUUGAAAAUGACUCUUGAAAAUGGGGUUCUGAAAGACGAGUUCGGCCGAACCGGAUACAUCGCAUCCAAUUACCAGUUCCAAUUCGACGACCCGCCACAGGAUGGCUCGAUCUUUACAGGGGGUUUCAGCGUCUGCAAUGAUGGCACCCUGGCUCUAGGUGGUAGCACUGAGUUUUAUCGGUGCAUCAGUGGGGACUUCUCCAACCUCUACGAUCGUUGGUGGGCAGACCAGUGCAGUCCCGUGGCAUUCAAUAUGGUGGAGCUUGUCUAGUGGAUGUUGGCCCGACCGCGAAGCAGAAGAGGCAAUCCUUGGGAUUCGGGGCAUGAUCGCAAGCUAGGAGCCUCUAGGUAGCUGUGUGCAAGUUUUGUAUUAUGUGGAGUCACAGUUACGAUCGAUUUGAGCCUAUGUCGGGUUCAACCAUGGCUAGCAGCACAUGUUCGGUUGUCAUUCUUUACGUACAAUGCACG